Messenger RNA from Ambispora gerdemannii, 270 nucleotides. NCBI's taxonomy places the organism in Eukaryota, Fungi, Glomeromycota, Glomeromycetes, Archaeosporales, Ambisporaceae. The record is from the annotation of a GenBank genome assembly.
AUGGUUAGCGAAGAAAAUAUUCCGAGUGAAGAAAUUUUGAACGAAAAAUGGGACAAAUGCAUAUCCAAUUUGCUGGUAAAAACGGGUAUUGGACUAAGCGUCGGUAUUAUCGCAUCAGCGCUUAUAUUUAGGAAACGAACGUGGCCGAUUGCUAUUUCUACAGGAUUUGGGAUUGGUGUAGCUUACGCGGAUUGUCAACGAACCUUUAUUCCAACUGCUAUUCCUGGUGUUCGGAUUGUAAAAGCUAAUAAUAUCAAUUCUGAAUCUUAG